AUGUACAUCACCCUCUACUACAUAGUCACCCGGCUCCCAGACUCUCUUCGAGUAGUCAAGGACCACUUCCUCUCUGUUUGCCCCACCACUCUCACCGUUGACCUCCUCGAAAAGGCCCUCCUAGCGAUAGAGAAGAGCAUAGUCGCUGUAGGAGCCUCUCGUGGUGACCCUCGCACCCCCGUCUUUGAGGGGUGUUCUCCCUCCCCCCUCUUGCCCUCUGUUACCUCUGCUACUGCGGCCGACCUCGUUGGUUUCAAGUCGGUCGGCGCUGCGUCUGCCCCGAGCGGGAGACGCCGCACCCGCAAGGGCAAGGGGGGCAAGGGCGCUGGAGGGCCUGGAGGGGGCGGUGGAGGUGGUGGUGGAGGCAGUGGAGGGAGUGGGGGUGGUGAUGGGAGUGGUGCCGGGGGUGGCGGCGGCGGCGGCAGCAGUGGAGGCGGUGGAGGCGGUGGAGGUGGCGAAGGGAGCGGAGGUGGCGGAGGCAGCGGUGGUGGAGCGGGUCGCGACUAUGCGCAGAGGAGUGGCGCCCGUGGUGGUCAGCGCCAGCAGCAGCAGUGGAGUGGUGCCGGGGUUGCUAUCUUUGAUCUUGACAUUGAUGCUAUUCUUGCUACUAUGUAUGCUGUUGAUACUAGUAAUGAGAGUGCUUGUUACCUGUGUGUACCGCCUAACCCAGGCAUUGAGGCCGCUGCUCUGGGUGCUGGUGAGGCUGCUGCUCUAGGUGCUAGUGCGUCUGCUGCCCCAGGUGCCAAUGCGUCCGCUGCCCCAGGUGCUGGUGAGUCUGCUCUCUCAGGUACUACGUCGGCUCAGGCCUUCCACACCUUCACCCUGGACUCGGGUGCGUCCCGCUCCUUCUUUCGAGACCGCACCACUCUUACGCCGCUCAGUCGGCCGGUUGCAGUCUCCCUUGCAGACCCCUCUUGGGGUCCCGUCCUUGCUAGCUUCUCCACUGUCCUACCGUGCCCGGAAGCCCCCUCUAGCACCCUGUCUGAUCUCUACCUCCCCUCGUUCUCUACGAACUUGGCAAGUGGAGCGGACCUACAGGAUAGGGGGGUUGACCAGUUCACUCCUGCGAGUCAGCGAGUGACCCACUGCACGUGUGCUCGGACAUGCCAACACUUGGCCACGUUCACCCGUCAGCCAGGGUCAAGCAUGUACACCCUUACUUCGGAGUCUCCUUCUACUGCUAAGUCUGCCCAGGUAGCUGCGUCGAGUCAGGUGUUUGCUGCAGCAUCCAAGUCCAGUCCUGAGUCUGCUCCCUGCUCGUGUCGUCUCCUGUCCCACCAGACUCUCCUUUGGCACCAACGCCUUGGUCACCACUCCUUGCUUCGUCUCCGAGGCAUGGCCUCCCGUGUCCUUCGUCGAGGGGCAACAGCGCACUCCCCUCACUCCUCCGAGUUUCCACCAACACAGGCUCCGCUGCAGACUCUCCACAUGGACGUGUGGGGCCCAGCUCGCGUCAGUGGGCAAGGGCGAGAGCCGUACUUUCUGCUGGUGGUUGACGACUACUCGCGGUACACCGCAGUCUUCCCCUUGCGCAGCCAGGGUGAUGUCACUGAGGUGAUGAUCGACUAG
Molecule: messenger RNA, 1569 nt
Organism: Closterium sp. NIES-65
Lineage: Eukaryota; Viridiplantae; Streptophyta; Zygnematophyceae; Desmidiales; Closteriaceae
Source: the annotation of a GenBank genome assembly